CUGGAAGUAACUUCGGAAUAAACAAAAUGGGUUGUUUGACUGACUGUUGUUUGUGCCCCCUCCUUUUUUGGCCGGCUUUAAUUGGCGGAGCUGCGUAUUUUCUGAGGAAAUACAUGCAGGGCGGUCAGUUUACGAAGCAGACCGAUGAAACCGGCAAGGUGUUUAUUGUCACCGGUUCAAACACGGGAAUCGGCAAGGAGACAGUCCUGGAGAUUGCCAAGCGCGGAGGAACUGUGUACAUGGCCUGCAGGGAUAUGAACCGAUGCGAAAAGGCCCGCCAGGAUAUUAUUAGGGAGUCGGGUAACAAAAACAUUUUCGCCCGCGAAUUGGACCUGAGUUCGCUGGAAUCCAUUCGUAAAUUCGCAGCUGGCUUCAAGAAAGAACAGGAUAAGCUUCAUGUGCUGAUCAACAAUGCUGGAGUUAUGCACUGCCCUAGGACCUUGACCAAGGAUGGCUUUGAAAUGCAGCUGGGAGUCAAUCACAUGGGACACUUCCUGCUCACCCACCUGCUGCUGGAUGUUUUGAAGAAAACUGCACCCAGUCGCAUCGUAGUCGUUUCGAGUGGUGCGCACACUCACGGUUCCAUCAAUGUUGAUGACUUGAACAGUGAAAAAUCAUACGGUAAGAUAGCUGCCUAUACCCAGAGUAAAGUGGCCAACAUUCUGUUUACCCGGGAAUUGGCCAAGCGUCUGGAGGGAACUGGAGUCACGGUUAAUUCUCUGCAUCCCGGAGCUGUGGACACUGAGCUGAUGAGGUAUUGGUCGUUCAUGGAGAACAGCUUGAUUGCGUUCCUCGUGAAGCCUUUGCAAUGGACUCUCUUCAAGACUCCUAGGAGUGGAGCUCAGACCUCCCUCUACGCUGCCUUGGAUCCUGAGCUGAAGAAUGUCUCUGGACUGUACUUCAGCGACUGCAAGGCCAAGGACGUGUCAGCAGCUGCCAAGGACGAUAAAGCUGGAAAGUUCCUGUGGGCAGAAAGCGAGAAAUGGACAGGAGUGAAUACAUCUAAAUUGGAUUAGAGAAGCUCAAUAUUUAUC
Molecule: messenger RNA, 1034 nt
Organism: Drosophila takahashii
Lineage: Eukaryota; Metazoa; Arthropoda; Insecta; Diptera; Drosophilidae
Product: retinol dehydrogenase 13-like
Source: RefSeq, a predicted model, not a curated record